ACGUACAACUUCCUGGUCAGUGGGCAGCCAGCGGAAGAAGCGGUGCAUGAUGGGAGGAAAGAAAACUGCGCGCGGCGCAUGGUGGGAUACAGGAAGUGCGCUGCUGGGAGCUGAGCUGCAGAGAGUAGGUUACAAUGCUGCGCAGGAAGCCCACCCGUCUGGAGCUGAAACUGGAUGACAUUGAGGAGUUUGAGAGCAUCAAAAAGGAUUUAGAGGGUCGCAAAAAGCAGCGGGAGGAGGUGGAUUUAUCCGCAACAGAAACGGAUGCAGCCGUGGCCCUCAAUAGUGACCCCAAGAACAGAGAGCAAACCAUUCACGACCGGAUCGGCUACAGGCCACAGCCCAAACCAAACAGGCACACUACUCAGUUUGGCAACUUUGAGUUCUAAGGAGCGGAGUCAAACCGAACUCUUUAUCAGUGACUGAAUAUUUGGGGCUUCAGUGGGGGGGUUGCAGAAUCAGAUGUGGACUAAUUUAUCAUUUUAUUUUGUGUAUUAAAGCAGCAUUCAUACAA
Xenopus laevis (African clawed frog) is the source of this 514-nucleotide messenger RNA. It is a transcript of the gene cdc26.L, whose product is annotated as cell division cycle 26 L homeolog. The record is from RefSeq and is a predicted model, not a curated record. NCBI's taxonomy places the organism in Eukaryota, Metazoa, Chordata, Amphibia, Anura, Pipidae. The transcript is spliced from 3 exons. Bases 135 to 389 code for a protein of 84 amino acids. Gene Ontology annotation, cellular component: nucleus; anaphase-promoting complex. Gene Ontology annotation, biological process: regulation of mitotic cell cycle; protein K11-linked ubiquitination; anaphase-promoting complex-dependent catabolic process.